CACACUUCCACCCUCUACCCUACCGCACUGACAGGCUCUACUCUUCCAAAGCUCACAACGACUCAUCAUGGCUGCAAAUAGAGCAGGACCGAGUCUAUCGGCAGGAAAUGAUGCAGAGAAGAGGGCAGAGCAGAGGAGGAUAGCGCAGCAGCAGCGAAGCCAAUGGGUCGGCUCUUCCUCCUCCGAAGAAGCUGAGGAAUCGGAACAAGAGGAAGAAGAAGAGGGCUACUCAACGGAAGCCUCAGACGACCUAGACCUCUUCGCCGCCUCCGCCUCAGCCGCCAUCGACCCAGAUGCUACCGCUGCCUCUGUCAUGGCAGACACGCAGGCUACCCAGCUCUCACCCCGAAUGGAGAACACCCUCGACCUGCUGGUAUGGUCCAUACCUCUUUCGGCACUCUUCGUGUUGCUUGACAUUAUGAUUCAGGACCAGUAUGCUAUGCAUCCUACUGCGCUGCAGGAGGUGGGAAGGAUGAUAGGUACAGUUCCCGUCUUGUUCGCGAUUGUCUGGUUCACCACUAUCCGGCCGUUUGCCUCGCCUCGGGUCAUGCAACCUCUUCUGUUCGCGACGGCAGUAGCGUGCGGGUGUGCCUUCUUGUGGACCUUCCACGAGGCUCCGUGGGAGCAAGUGAUCCGACAGACACCUCCUCUAGGCUCCCUGUGGAUCUACUGUAUUGUCAAGCUCGACCUCUUGCCAUGCGUGACCUCGCUAGGGGCAGUCGGAGCAUUCCUCUGGUGGACUGAUACGCCGAUGUGGUCAGCACGGACUAGAUAGGAGCCACUACUUCAGGCCGUAGAGUGAAGAUUUCGGACCUAUCUAAAUGCUAACAUGUACAGUACAAAUUUUGUGUCAAGUUCUGUCUGGUGGUAUCGGUCGCUAGCCUCGCCCUGCCCCCUCCUUACACUCUCACUCCUCCUACAGCCGCCGAGGUCCCUGCAGCUCCAGUGCUCGUGAGGGCAUCAAUCUUCUCUCUGACCUUUCUCAACUCCUUCUCGACAUCGAUCAGCCGUGUCCUCUCCCUCUCCAGUUCCCUGACCGCUUCAAUCCUGGCAAUAUCCAGUCGAUCUCCCUCUGCUUGA
Molecule: messenger RNA, 1080 nt
Organism: Microstroma glucosiphilum
Lineage: Eukaryota; Fungi; Basidiomycota; Exobasidiomycetes; Microstromatales; Microstromataceae
Exons: 4
Coding region: 68-775 (235 amino acids)
Source: RefSeq, a predicted model, not a curated record